Molecule: messenger RNA, 885 nt
Organism: Trypanosoma conorhini
Lineage: Eukaryota; Euglenozoa; Kinetoplastea; Trypanosomatida; Trypanosomatidae
Product: 3,2-trans-enoyl-CoA isomerase, mitochondrial precursor
Exons: 1
Coding region: 1-885 (294 amino acids)
Biological process (GO): fatty acid beta-oxidation
Cellular component (GO): mitochondrion
Molecular function (GO): enoyl-CoA hydratase activity
Source: RefSeq, a predicted model, not a curated record
AUGCGGCUAGGUAGGCAUGGGCGGUGGCUUCCCAGGAUUGUGGCCAGACGAGAGUUUGGCACGGGAGGGGUGGGAGGUUUUAAGCCAAGACAGCUAGUUGAGGUGACGGCAUCCCCCGUGAAGGACGUCAUGGUCCUUGCCAUGAAAAACCCGACGGAGAACGUUCUCUCUGCAUCCCUCAUGAGCGAACUUUUGGACGCAAUCGGCGAGCUGUGCAACCCUGAGAAGGAGCUUUGCCGGGGUAUUGUUUUGACCUCUGCACUUGUUGGUAGUUUUAGUGAAGGUUUGGAUCUGAAGCUGCUCCACACAACCAUGGAAUACGAAACCUUUGCGCAUUAUUGGAGCCAGCUUCAAAAACUGUAUGUAACCCUCAACACCCUUCCUGUUCCGCUGGUGUCGGCUAUAAAUGGAGACGCCGUCGGUGCUGGCUGUAUCAUAGCAUUGGCAUCGGACUACAGAGUCAUGGCGGCAAGGGGGGACGGGCAGGGAAGACCAUUUAAAAUCGGUAUCAAUGCCACCAGGUGUGGAUUGACGGUUCCACCAUCGUUCGCGGCUCUCACGUCGUAUGUUGUUGGGUGCAGAAGGUGUGAGGCGCUCCUUCAGCUCGGGGAGCUGGUGGAUGCCCAGACCGCAAAAAUGAUUGGGCUCGUAGAUGAGACCGUGGAAAAUGCAGAUGAGGUACUUAUACCGGCGUUGGACAUGGCUGAGAGGCUGACUGGCGGAACCCCUUGGUGCUACUGGACGGUGAAGGAGGUAUCACGGAAGAAACUUGUUGCGCCCUUUUGUACAUCGGCGCUUCGAAACGCCGAGUGCUCAAAUUUUUACGAAAUGCUCAAAAACCCCGACGUGGAGCGGGAUCUUGGAGCAUACCUUACAGGAGCAUAA